CUUCCUGAACCCUGCGCAUAGCGGGAGUUUUAGUGCACCGGGCUGCCCUUUUAUUAAUUCAAAUGAAAACCUUUUGAAUAUUUGUGAGGAGUUGGAUGCAAAGAAACUCGUCUAAUUUUGUAAUAGAAAUGGAAUUCAAAAACAACCGUCAACUAUGACCCAAAAGAACUAUACUUCGUCCCGAUAGCAUGUGUAGUAUGAUCUCAUUGGAAUAAUUUUCUCUUGACACAAUGCAUAUUAUCUUGUCCAUUCCUUCCCUUCUUAUUGAAAUGUAAUAUAUUUUCUAUUGGAAUCUAGUUGCUCGGAUUCGGGUGACGGGUGCCCAAUACGGGUGCGGAACUAGAUGUUGGAUCCUCCAUGGUCUAAAUUUUAAGAUUCGGGAGUAUGGAUUGAGAUACGGAUACGGAUACGGAUACGGGUACUAGGAUUCGGCUAAAAGUAAUUCUAAUAUCUAAAAAUAGGGUUAUAUGCCUAAAUUAUGAGACAUUAUAUGAACAACUAAUAAGGUAUUCCGAAAAGAAAAUAUUGAUCAAGAGGAGAACCCUAAAAAGCAGAUAGAAGAAAAGGACUGACAUAGAAAUUUCUAUAUACAAGGGAAUCUCAUUCUUCUGGGCUGAUGAGAAAUACUUCAGUGCUUCCAAGAAGAUUUCCUAAGAUAGAUGUAAAUCCUAGGUAUGUGGUUGAAAGGGAUAAUGCUGCCCAGGUAAUCCAGCAUGACUUAUGGCCUCUAGCCAAAAUUGAUCCAACGAAACAAAAGUUCCCUUGUUGCCUUGUUUGGACUCCUCUCCCUGUGGUUUCUUGGCUUGCACCUUUUGUCGGACAUGUUGCCAUAUGCAGGGAGGAUGGUGCCAUUGUAGAUUUUUCUGGAGAUAGCAUGAUUCGUGUUGGUCAUCUCUUAUACGGAGAUGUAGCCCGAUACUAUCAGAUGGACAGACAACAGUGCUGUUUCGGUGGCUACUUUGGUGGACACACAUGCAAGCAGAGUUAUCAACAUGCUCAAUUUGGGAGAGCAAUAAGUUGGGAUGAUGCUGUUCAGUUGUCUGCGCGCAACUUUGUGCACAGAACCUUCAACAUUUUCAGUUGCAACGGCCACUCAUUCGCUGCUAAUUGCCUGAACCGGCUAUCAUAUGGAGGAUCAAUGCAUUGGAACAUGAUUAAUGUUGGAGCUCUCAUAAUGUUUAAGGGGCAGUGGGUCGAUGGCUGGUCAAUCUUAAGAUCAUUUGUGCCUCUCAUUGUGGUGGCAUGCUACGGAUAUUUAGUGAUUGGCUGGGCGUGUCCAGUUGUUCUGUUAUCCUUUUAUCUUCUUCUGUUUGGAUGGUAUGUCUUGGUAAGUUACUGUUUCAAGAAUCUGGAAUCUGGAUGAAGAUUAGGGACCUUGUGCUGUUAUCCUUUUAUCUUUUUAGGUUGUUGAGAAAGACAAUGUGCUGUUCCUUCCUUAAUGAACUGCCUUUCUUUGUCAAGAUUUUCCUUAAUAAAUUCUCUUCUGUUGAAGAGCUAGACAGCUAGUACUUGUUUUCUGUAAUGUAAAACAUGUGAUAACUUUUUUUA
Molecule: messenger RNA, 1548 nt
Organism: Capsicum annuum
Lineage: Eukaryota; Viridiplantae; Streptophyta; Magnoliopsida; Solanales; Solanaceae
Product: protein REVERSION-TO-ETHYLENE SENSITIVITY1-like
Exons: 3
Coding region: 617-1363 (248 amino acids)
Biological process (GO): regulation of ethylene-activated signaling pathway; response to ethylene
Cellular component (GO): Golgi apparatus; endoplasmic reticulum
Source: RefSeq, a predicted model, not a curated record